Molecule: messenger RNA, 2147 nt
Organism: Chelonoidis abingdonii (Abingdon island giant tortoise)
Lineage: Eukaryota; Metazoa; Chordata; Testudines; Testudinidae
Gene: PTGDR
Product: prostaglandin D2 receptor
Biological process (GO): positive regulation of cytosolic calcium ion concentration; inflammatory response; G protein-coupled receptor signaling pathway
Cellular component (GO): plasma membrane
Molecular function (GO): prostaglandin D receptor activity
Source: RefSeq, a predicted model, not a curated record
AUGGCCGCCGACGGCUACCGCUGCCGAGACAGCCGCGCCAUCCAGGGCGGCGAGUCGGCGCUGCCCAGCUCGCUGCUCUUCAGCGCCGGGCUGCUGGGGAACCUGCUCGCCCUGCUCCUGCUGGGCCAGCAGCGGCUGCGGCGCGGGCGGCCCCCGCGGGCCUCCGCCUUCUACCUGCUGGUGAGCGGGCUGGCGGUCACCGACCUGCUGGGCAAGUGCCUGCUCAGCCCCAUGGUGCUGGCAGCCUACGCGGGCAACCGCAGCCUGAGCGAGCUGGGGCCGGGCGGCGGGGACCCGGGCCGCCUGUGCCAGCUCUUCGCCUUCCUCAUGGCCUUCUUCGGGCUGGCGCCCACGCUGCUGCUGCUGGCCAUGGCCCUGGAGUGCUGCCUCUCGCUGGGCCACCCCUACUUCUACCGGCGCCAAUCGGCGCCGCCCGCCGCGCCCCGCCCUGGGCCCGGCCCGCCGCCGCCGCCUGGCGCCCUCUUCUGCGCCCUGCCGCUGCUGGGCUUCGGCGCCACCGUGCAGUACUGCCCGGGCACCUGGUGCUUCAUCCGCAUGGCCGGCGGCAGCGCCCCCGCGCGGGGCUACUCCGUGCUCUACGCCAGCCUGCUGGGCGCGCUGGUCCUGGCCAUCGGGCUCUGCAACCUGGCCAGCAUGCGCAGCCUCUACCGCAUGGCCCGCCGGCCCCACCGCCGCAGCGGGCCCACCGCCGCCCCGCGCAUGGAGGAGCUGGACCACCUCGUCCUGCUGGCCCUCAUGACCGUCCUCUUCACCGUCUGCUCCCUGCCCCUCAUCGUCCGUGCUUAUGUGGGAGCAUUUGCCGCUGACUUUAAUGAAAAGGCAGAUCUUACAGCCCUGAGGUUUCUGUCUGUGAAUUCCAUCGUGGACCCCUGGGUGUUCAUCAUUUUCAGGACAUCAGUUUUUCGCAAGUUCUUUCAUAGAGUUUGCAGAAGACUGAAUUCUAAAAAAGCUGUGACGCCUCGGCUUGUAUGAACUAGGCACCGAAGCUGCAGGAGUGAAGAGCUUUCUGCUUUCUUUGGUAACUCGAAUCGAAGGAAUAUUGUUCCAGUAAUUGUUUACAUAAUCAAACCGAUCACACUAAUUAUGCCAGAUGUUGUGAUUGUGACACAUGGCUCUUCUAGAAACACUGUAAGAAAAUAUAAGACUGUAUUGUGGGGAAGGUGAAGUGCCUUAGCCGCUCGCUGUGGACACACUGUACGGAGAAGAAGCAUUCCUCUGUUACUGCAUUUUUGCCUUUCCUGGCACAGACUGGAACUGAAAGUUUGUGGUCAUGUGAGUAACAGUGAAUCUUACGAUGUGACAGCACUCCGCUUCCCGGAGAACUUUGUAAAAAGAAUGUGUUUGUGGUAUAAAGUGCAGCUCUCUGAUCUUCGGGCCCACCUGAUUCUCCACUCCUAUCAGAGUACAACCCCAAUCCUGCAAGGUGGGCCCCGUUGCCUUUAGGGGUUCCCAUUGAUUUCAACAGGCUGCAGGCAGACAGACGUGUCUACCCACAGGGAUCAGCUUCGAGGAUCAAGGCCUAAAUCAGGAGUCACUGAAGUCUGAUAGGGAAAAAUAAAACUCUUCAUUUUUAAAAGAAAUAAAAGCAGUGUACAGUUUCUUGUAGCUGCCUCCCCACCCCAGUAAAUUGAUCUUGUCAUCCAGUAGCCAGAUAGUAUCCAAUGCACAGUACAUACAGCGUCAGACCCAGCAGCAAUGAUUCUCUGGGCUUGUCUGCACUGCUGAGUCAGCUCCAGGUAUAACUCAAGUGCACACACAAAAACCUCUAGCCUGAGUGUUUGAACACAAGCUAGCUAGCCAGGCGUGGGUGGGUGGGGCUGACCCUCUGGUGCUGCUCCCCUUCAAGCUAGCAAAGCUAUUUUGUGCUGCUGCAGUGGGAUGGCCCUUGCUGGGGCUAGUGGAUAAUGCCCUGUGGUGAGGAUGAGCCCUUUCUCCUGCCUUAGAUUUGCACAGAGAACGCCUGCUGGUGUUAGAGACAAAGGGAGUUCUUUGUGCAGAACUUCUACAGUACCCAGCCCCAAGGGAACCUGCAGAGAUCUACCCCAUGAGCAUAUCAGGCUGGGAAGGGACCUCAGGAGGUCAUCUAAUCCAACCCCCUGCUCAAAGCAGGACUAAUCCCCUGACAG